Messenger RNA from Prunus persica (peach), 977 nucleotides. RefSeq names its product leucine-rich repeat extensin-like protein 4. NCBI's taxonomy places the organism in Eukaryota, Viridiplantae, Streptophyta, Magnoliopsida, Rosales, Rosaceae. The transcript is spliced from 2 exons. The record is from RefSeq and is a predicted model, not a curated record. Bases 251 to 601 code for a protein of 116 amino acids.
ACCAUGUAAGAAAAUGAAAGCAGCUUACCAAAUUGGCAUGUAAAAAUAUAUAGACGCCCACAGGGAAUGAGCAGCUGGAGAGCAUGCCUAUGACCGUUAGGUUUAUACCUAAGAUUCAAACAGAAAAACUCCCGGGAAAGUGAGAUUGCCUCAGAGGGCAUGUCCUCCUAAUGCAACACUAAUUACAUACCUCCAAGGCCAACAAAGAGAGAACAUUAUUUUGUAUUUUGUGAAAAGAAAAAAUAUUUCAAUGGAGGAGGAUGAUGAGAAAAAAGUUUAUGCUUCUCCAACAUCAUCUCCUCCAACACCUCCCUCACCCCUCCCCAUCAGUGUAGGACCUGGCAACCAAAAGUACAUAUUUUCGCCGUCUCCGUCCCCCUCUCCACCUUUCUCUCCGCCUCCGUCGAGCCACACGUCAGCUGAGAACCUCCCUCUUCUGCAUCAUGAUCAGAAGCUCUCUAGCCCUCCAGUGCCAUCUUCAGCAUUCUCCUUGGAUUAUCGGCGGCCCCCGGAGGAUUUGGAUUCCAGGAGCUCAUGCCUUGCAGACUUGUUAAAGUGGUUUAUAGAAAGAUGCUGCAACUGUGGUUCUAAGUCUUCCUAGCCUUCUUCUUACAAAUACAGAACAGAUACGAAAAAAGAAAAAGAAACCAGAAGAGCAGUCAAAGUGUGAAAUUGCUUGCUCUGGUUUUGCCUCCAAUUGAUUUUCCAGAGAUUUAAAGCUGCAAGUUGAUCCCUUCUAAGUUCUAACAUGCGUUCUAACUCAUGUAACUAGCCAUCAAUCAUCAGAUGCGUUUUUUUCACCCUCAACUAGUUGAAGAGAAGGCCUGCAGCAAAAGUGAAUGAGUGAUAUUUGUAACAAAUAACAUUCUUUGCACAUUCACAUUGUCUCAUAAAAAAAAAAUUCAGAGAGAUUCUUGGUCACUUGGUUUGCUAUUAUUUACUUAUAUAUGCAGCAAAACUAUGAAUUAAUUCAGGCA